GGUGGCCUGGAACUGACAUGCGUUGUUUUGUUUGCUGGUUUGAUUUAUUACUUACUGCCUUGCUUUGUUCGAUUGAGUGCCAAGUCAGGAAACAGCAACGGCCGUUCACUUCUUCCAAUUGCAGUUUUUCAUCUCGUUUGACUCAGACACGUACUUUGCUGUACCUAGCUACCUACGAACUACCUAACCAGGAGGUAUCUACCUACCACCUUACUGAUAAACUGUACAUUUGGGACUGGUGGCAGCAGAAGGGCCAAGACCAAGACCAGGACGAGACGUGCCAUCCGGCUUUCCUGAACCCUUGUCAUCGUUCGCGGUUCUUGUGCCUGGCUUCGUCUCAUCUUCGUCAUGUCCGCAACUUCGACAAAGACCAAGACCAAGCUAACCUUGGAGAAGGAUUCUGAUUUCGAGACUUAUUCAUCCGGACGCGAUACAUCUUCGCCGCCGGAUCUUCGCAUCCUGCACUACAAUGAUGUCUACCAUUUAGACCCAUCAUCCGCCGAACCCGUUGGCGGUGCGGCUCGUUUCCUCACUCUUGUCAAAGAAUACCAAUCUGGUCAAGAGUUCCAGGGACAGCCGGAGCUGCUGACUUUCUUCUCUGGUGAUGUCUUCAACCCGAGUCUGGAGAGCUCCAUAACCAAGGGUAGCCACAUGGUACCCAUCCUAAACUCGAUAGGGACGGCCUGCACUUGUGUCGGGAACCAUGAUCUUGACUUCGGAGUAAAUCAGUUUGAAUACCUUGCUCGGAAAUGUAACUUCCCCUGGCUCCUCGCCAACGUCCUCGACCCGGCAUUGGGUGAAGAUGUUCCCAUCGGCCACGCCAAAAAGACACAUAUUAUGACGGCAUCCAAUGGUAUAAAGGUUGGGUUGAUUGGCCUUGCCGAGCGCGAGUGGCUCGAGACCGUCAACGCGCUGCCCCCAGACAUCAUCUACAAAUCAGCUACACAGACGGCCAAGGAACUCGUGCCAAAGCUGCGUCAGGAAGGGGCAGAGAUUGUAAUUGCAUUGACGCACCAGCGCGAACCGAAUGACAACAAGCUGGCAGAAAACAUGGGGAGCGAGAUUGACAUCAUACUCGGCGGCCACGAUCACUUCUACAACCACAGCCUCAUCAACGGCUGCCAUGUGCUCAGGUCUGGUAGUGACUUCAAGCAGCUUUCCUACAUCACUGCCCGCCGCUCCACGUCUGCAAAGUCCAAAUGGGAUUUUGAAAUCCGCCGCCGGGACGUCAUAUCGGCAGUGCCUCAAGAUGGUGAAACAGCGCAGCUGAUCGACCAAUUGACGUCCAAGCUCAAGCAGAGUCUGGAGAAGCCAGUCGGCUGGACAGCCACACCGUUGGACGCGCGCUUCACCGUCGUCAGGACGCAAGAGAGCAACCUUGGGAACUUCAUCUGCGACAUAAUGCGGCAUCACUACCAGGCUGACUGCGCGAUGAUGGCGGCUGGAACAAUCCGUGGUGACAUGGUCUACCCGCCGGGCCCGAUCCGAAUCAAGGACAUCACCGAUUGCUUCCCCUUUGAGGACCCGGUUGUGGUCAUCAAGGUUACUGGAAAGGAUAUAUGGGAUGCUUUAGAGAGUGGUGUCUUGCUGUACCCGGCGCAAGAGGGUCGCUUCCCUCAGGUCUCCAACAUCAAGUUCACCUUCGACCCUUCGAAAGAUCCCGGAUCUCGAAUAGUAACAGCGAGCAUCGGUAGCGACGACCCGAUUAAGAUGGACAAGAUCUAUGUCCUGUGCACCAGGGGAUAUAUGGCACGGGGCAAAGACGGCUACAAGAGCCUUCUCAUCAAGGAAGAAGGUGGAACGGCCGAAGAGAUAGUAUCCGAGGAAAACGGAAUCCUCAUAUCCAUGAUGCUCCGGCAGUACUUCAUGUCGCUCAAGGUUCUUGAUCGCUGGAAAAACUGGAACCCGUCGCUCGACCGGCACUGGGAUCAAGUCAAGACCAACGUGACGCAGUAUCACCCGGUGCUUCCACCAUCGCCUCAAGAAACGACCAAGGGCGACGAGGCAUUCCGCAUUCCGACGCUGCCCGCCCCCAAGACGAGCAAGGACCAGAUAGCGGCGGGUUGGCAGGCGUGGACAGCUAAAAGGUUGCGCCAACGCAAGAACUCUGUGUCGCCAUUCGAUGAACAUGUGAUUGACAACGCCGUGCCGACGCCGGAUCAGGAGGAGCUAGAGAAGCUGGAUGAUGAGCUCCGCGUCAUGAGAAGAUAUUUUGGGCGCUGGUGCCGCAAGGCCGGGGUUCAACCAAGAGCAGAAGGCGAUGUCAACGGGGACGAUCUGAUGGUCAAGUGGACUCAGGCCAUUGCACCAAGGCUAGAGGGGAGGAUCACUAUUGUUGGAAAGGCCUGAGACCCAAGAUGUGUUGGCGGCCUUUGUCAUUGGGAUCUGAUAACCUUCUAUGAAAUACGACUUGAUGAGUCAUGAAAUAUCGAAACAAAACAAAAAAAGACUCUGUCCACCCAAAUCGUUACUUAUACUGAUAAUGUUUUUCAUCCAGAAAUUUUGCUUGAGGCAUCAAAUGAAUCGACAAAGGAGAGUUGUGGCUAUCUUGACAUGUCGUUUUUUUCCCCCGGUUGCCCA
This is a messenger RNA of Pyricularia oryzae 70-15, 2580 nucleotides long. Its product is annotated as flagellar associated protein. The record is from RefSeq and is a predicted model, not a curated record. Gene Ontology annotation, molecular function: hydrolase activity. The transcript has 4 exons. NCBI's taxonomy places the organism in Eukaryota, Fungi, Ascomycota, Sordariomycetes, Magnaporthales, Pyriculariaceae. Bases 349 to 2349 code for a protein of 666 amino acids. Gene Ontology annotation, biological process: nucleotide catabolic process.